AUGGACCAAAAUGGACGCCAGGCCAUCCAGGUGGUCAUCAACGGCCAUAACCAGAUGCACCAACCUUAUGGCUCCAAUAUGCAGUUCCAAAACCAGCCACGGUCAUUGUCGGUGGACGAAGCACUGCAAUACUCAUCCAUGUCCAGCGCGCCCGUAUUUGGUCUCGAUUGCAUCAUUCGCCCCGAUGUUGGUCGACCCUCGAAUACUACUUCUAUAAAUCAUGUCCUCCAAGAAGGCCGCAAAACACUCGGUGAACUUGAUUUGGAGAUACAAGCUGGACAGAGUGAGUCUAGUCGCCUCGAGACAUCGAGAGAGUAUAUUCAGCAGCUGUUAGAUGGGGAACAGUUGACAGAAUUUAAAUUCAAGCUACCUCGCAUUUCGAACCACAGUCAACAAUUGCGCCCAAAUGACUUUAAUGAUACACCCUCGGGUCGUGAUAGCCUUGGCUCUUUUGCACGCAUGAUGCUCGACUCUACGGACAUUGCAUUCAGAUAUCCCGAAUCAGGCUCCAAAAGCAAAGCCGAUGCCAAAGAACUCAUUCCAAAUUCCGCAUUUUCGAACAACCAGCGCGCAUACCUGGCGAAUAAAUCAAAACCGGCCUCUUUUUCGGCUUCUUUUGAACAAAAUCCCCCUUCUACACCAAGCCAGUUGUCAGUGGUGAUUCCACAAAAACCAGUACCUUCGCCCUCGUACCAAGUGAAUGUGAAAAAGCUCAAGCUGCAAGGAGACGGCGAAGAUGCUAUGGCGGCGGUGCGGUUGAAGGACCAAAAAGCAGAAGCGGACGCAGCUUUGCAAAAGCUGCAAGAUCUUCUCCUUGAAGUCUUCGAAGCAGAAGAUCAAAUCGACCCCGACAGCUCGAAUCCUUCGACUGCUGACACAUCAAACCCUAUUUUCGUGAACCCGCAAUCAUUGGAAAUACAUGGAUUCCUGCUAUCUGACGAUGCUCACAUUCGCCUCCAGAAAGCCUUUCGGAAAGUUACAGGCUUUGACCGACUCCAUGACAUACCAUCCGACUUUCUCAACCGGGUCCAGAAAUUGUGUGAGAAACCAAUCAUUGCUGCACAGUCUCUGGGCCUCGGGUUGGGUGAUUCGUCCAAUGACCUCAAAUCUCAGGAAUGGCUGGGGAAAGUACAGGAUGUGUUGAAUGCACUUUAUGCAAUCGGAACCUUGCUGCAGACGAUGUCUGGACACCAGACGGAGCGGGAGCUUUGCCCCGAAGAUCUUAUCGAAGCAAUUCCAAACGUCCUCAAUCAAGUCUUCGAUCACUGCAUUAUUCCUGCCGUGGAGUCGCGUCCUGGCGGCAAGGACGCCCAGCACUUUCAAUUCUUCUCGAACCAGAAACGGAUCAUUGGAAGCCUGGUCCACCAGAGCAAGAAAGCCCUCACUCUUUUUGCAGACUUUUUGUCACGAAUUGAUGUUUCAGAGGGUACAAUUACGGCUGCUGAGUUCUUCGCCGCGAAGCUUAUCUUUGUGGAAAAUGCGCACAAUGACAAGGACUCUACUCUAGGUCACCAGAAGUACGAGCCUGCCAGACGUGGUGCAAUGGAUGUGCUUGCAAAAGUGUUUUCUAAAUACCCCGAGCAACGUCCGUUCAUUCUUGAUGAAAUCCUGGUCUCUCUGGAAAAACUUCCCACUACGCGCCAGAAUGCCCGACAAUUCAAAGUUGCGGAUGGCAAAAACAUCCAGCUUCUUACUGCACUAGUCUUGCAGCUCGUUCAAACAACCGCUUUGGAAACACCUUCUUCAUCACAAGCUAAGCGCAAAGUCAAGCCACGAGCCAAUGAUGAUGACGACGAGCUUAUGGGAGAUGGUGGGCAUGAGGAUGAGUCUGACGACGACAAGGAAGACGAAUCAUUGGAGCGCCUGGCAACCAAGGCAAACAGGCUCUAUGACAAUGCCAUGCGCUCAGCGCAAUACAUUGUCAACUUUAUUGUUCAGCGUGCUAUGAACUCAACAAAGACAGGUGAUCAGCCAUACCGGAACAUCCUCGAUCUUUUCACCCAAGACCUGAUCAGUGUACUCGGAUUGGCCGAUUGGCCGGCUGCGGAACUACUUCUCCGUAUUUUAGCAUUACGCAUGAUUCAAAUUACGGACCAGGACAAGAGCGCGGCGACAGCGAAGAGCAUGGCGCUGGAGCUUUUGGGCUGGAUGGGAUCUGCCAUCUCGGACUUGAUAGCAACCGCUCAGCAUAUGCUUCCGGCCCUGGAAGAUUCUGAGUCUGAGCUUACUGAUUACUUGAGGCAACAAUUCGAGGAGUUCUCAUCUGGCGCAUUGCAUCAGCAAGAUAUAAUCACUCCAACCGGACCUUAUAGGAUUGCGCUUGAGCACCUUUUGCAAGACAAAAAUUCAGACAAUUGGCAGCUGACAAGUGCGCGGGGCUACUACCUGGCUCAAUGGGCCAAGACUGCAUGUACGCUUUACUACAACGCUGAAGAUGACGAAGAGCUUGCACACGAUGAAAUGACUGACGAUCUGGUCGUUUUUUUGACACGCUCGUUCUCUGAUCCACGCUGGUUGGAGACACACCAAGAAUUCAACAGCAUUCCCAAUGUACAUGGGAAAUUUGCCUAUAUUCUGACGGUUUUGAACUCAAACUUCGGCAAAGCCUUUGACGCCAUCCUUAAAGUACUUUUGGCCUCUUUUCUAGGCGAUUCUGCCAAGGUUCGCAGCCGCAGUCUCAAAAGUGUCAUCUACAUGCUCGAAAAAGAUCCAAACCUACUGGACAGAGACCCAUCGGUUCUGCGCGUGAUUCAUCGGUGCACUACGGAUGCUUCGCCAAUGGUCCGAGAUUCUGCCCUACAAUUGAUUGGACAAUGCAUUGGGCUGAAGCCGAAGCUCGAGGAGGAAGGCUGUCGGAGUAUCUUGGCCUGUGCCGCUGAUCAAACGGCGGGUGUCCGCAAACGCUGCAUUGGCCUUUUGAAGGAUAUUUACCACAAAACAUCUCGGAAGGAGUUGAAGCUGGCCAUUCUCGAUGGCUUUCUUCAGCGCACAGGCGACCACGAAGAGAGUGUGGCAGCACUGGCUCGCCAAACAUUUGAAGAAAUUUGGCUUAUUCCGUUCCACAACUCCAUUGAUUCUACUUCUGACCCUAAACUUAAAAUGGCUCUUGAGGAGCAGGUCAUCCUUAUCGUUGGUUUGGCCGAGCGCAGCGAAACUGCCUUGGAUUCUCUCAGCAUUUGUCUCAAGGCUGUGCUUUCGGAAAAAUCCAAGUCCGCAUCAUUGAACUUCAAGGUUUGCAAGGCAAUGGUUGCUACUAUGUUCCAGAGGCUGGUCGAAGAUUCAGACGGCAGUAGCAAAGAGUUCCAGCAAGCUCUUUUGCAGACCAUCACUGUGUUCGCUAAGGCAAAUGCGAAAUUGUUCAGCCCAGAUCAAUUGGAGGCGCUGCACCCUUACAUCGGAAAUCUCUCUACGGCCGACGACCUUUUCAUAUUCCGCUCGGUUGUGGUUAUAUAUCGUUGUGUCCUACCCUGCGUAUCCUCGUCUCACAAUACGCUUCUCAAGGAGGUGCAGAAUGAUCUCUUCAAGAGCGUAGCCAAGCUUUCUCGCCCUGAAUUGAAUGAAGUCAUGGCUUGUUUGUGGACCAUCAACAGUGUUUUGCAAAACACCAACAGACUUGUCAAGCUGACAGUGUCAGUGCUGAAGCCAAUGCAGCAGUACAAGAGCAUGGACCUCUCAUCGACGGCACAUGCUGCGAUUCUGGCACGUGCCAAAAGUUAUAUUAGAAUUGCAGGAUGUGUUGGGCGGCAUUGCGACCUUGAGAAAUAUGCAUCUCAUUUCAAGAGCGAAUUUCCCACCUGGUCCGGUGGUUCAGUGGCGGGGCUGAUGGUGGAUUCUCUCAUCCCUUUUACUGACUCUAACCAACCUUUUGAGCUGAGGGUUAUGGCGCUUGAAAGUUUGGGGUCCAUAUGUCAGUCUUGGCCUGGCCAGUUUGGCCGACAACGCACGCGACAGACAUUCGCUCAAGCAUUCAAAGAGGAUGCUCCAAGUCUCCAAAACAUCGUCCUCCGAUCAUUUGCUGACUUUUUUGCUAUCCAUGAGGGCAAGUCUGAAAAGGCUGUCAUGCCAACUGCAGAGGCAGUGGGCCAUGAAGAUACCACCCGUCUGGGAGGGUCUUUGAGAGCUAGUGAUAAUGAUGGCGCUGCUGCUUUGAUCGCCCAGCACUUCCUCUCUAACAUGCUUCAGGUAGCGCAGUCGCGCCAAGAUACCUAUUCAUUGACUGCUAUUGAAUUGAUUGCGAGUAUCAAUCGGCAAGGUUUGGUGCAUCCCAAGGAAUGUGCUGGCGUUCUUGUCUCCCUGGAGACUUCCACUGUCCCGGCCAUUGCAAAGGUAGCAUUUGACACGCACAAGAUGCUUCACCAGCAAUAUGAAUCCAUGUUUGAACGGGAAUACAUGCGAGCUGUGCAAGAAGCAUUUCAUUACCAACGCGAUAUCGUUGGCGAUUCCAACGGUGCUAGUUAUCGGCCUUUCAUCUCGAAGCUUGCACCAUUAUUUGAGAUCGUCAAAAUCAGCAACAGCCGCUACCAAAAGAAAUUCCUGUCCAACCUUUGCUCCAAAGUCAAUUUUGAGUUGAAGAAACUGGAUACCGCUGGCGAUCCUCCAGAACACCUUCUACUUGCUCGUUUCAUUUCCCAGAAUCUGGCAUAUUUCGACUAUGGUCAACUGGCCGAACUAGUACCAACAAUUGCCUGCAUAGAACGCAUUGUGUCUUCCACUGGUACAAUUGUGGCACACGCGAUUGAGACAGAAAUAUCUCCUACUCCGAUUGGCGCACCUCAGCUAGAUGCUUCAAAUAGUAUGAUGCCGGAGUUUGCGCCUGAGAUGCCUCCAACAGUCAUGCCGCGACAAGCCAACCCUACAACCCUGAGAUUGCUUGCAACCGCAGCUGCAUCACUGUCCAUGCUUUGGGAAGCUCGGACUCACCUUCGACGCCUCUACGGGGUGAAUGCCCAGAGCAAGACCAAGGAGGGCAAACCUGCAGCGAAGGAGCUCAACAAAGCUGCCACCAAGGUCCACGGAGUGACUGGCGACAAAUUCUGGGAAGCUAUCGCCCGGAACAUGACAGCUCUAAGCAGUGAAGAAGUGAUGCACCAAAAGUGCCGCGAUUUUGCAACCUUGCUCUCCAUUGACGAAGAGUUCAGAGUGGAUGCAGACCAAGAUGUAGAAGGGGACAGUCUAGACGCUACCGCAGAUGUCGACGAGACCGUGGCUCCCCGAAACAUGAAGCGCAAGAGCUCUGUCUCCAGUUCAAACCUUAACAAACGAUCUAAGAGCCGGAAAAGUUCAUCCGGAAAGAAGAGAUCCAGUGCUGAACCGGACGAUGACCUGGAUUGGGACUGA
This is a messenger RNA of Penicillium soppii, 5337 nucleotides long. RefSeq names its product putative sister chromatid cohesion protein Mis4. The record is from RefSeq and is a predicted model, not a curated record. NCBI's taxonomy places the organism in Eukaryota, Fungi, Ascomycota, Eurotiomycetes, Eurotiales, Aspergillaceae. Gene Ontology annotation, cellular component: Scc2-Scc4 cohesin loading complex. Gene Ontology annotation, molecular function: chromatin binding. Gene Ontology annotation, biological process: replication-born double-strand break repair via sister chromatid exchange; establishment of protein localization to chromatin; regulation of gene expression. The transcript is spliced from 4 exons. Bases 1 to 5337 code for a protein of 1778 amino acids.